Messenger RNA from Colletotrichum gloeosporioides, 180 nucleotides. RefSeq lists its product as uncharacterized. The record is from RefSeq and is a predicted model, not a curated record. Bases 1 to 180 code for a protein of 59 amino acids. The transcript has a single exon. Lineage: Eukaryota; Fungi; Ascomycota; Sordariomycetes; Glomerellales; Glomerellaceae.
AUGGAGCAAUUUGCACUCCAGUCGGCGCAUUCCGGCGCUAUCAAGCAUCUCCACCUCAUUCAAUUCUCCCCGAACACUGCUGGGCUCGCGAGGGAAAUCCGGCUGGCCGUGACUGUCGUCGUAAUUGGCUGGGUCACCGUUACCGGUAUCAGGGCAUUCUUUGAACGUGCAAGACGUUAA